AGUUCGUUUGCACAGAUCUCUAGACAAGUAAUUGUCAAACUGCACAAAUGCUUAGAUCAAUCGUUAUGUUUAUAUAUCUGUAUUAUUUGCGCUGCUCCCCGAAGUUUUAUAACUUUUGAUGAUUAACGUUAUGCAAUGAACUGGAAGUGGUGACAAGGUAGCCCCAGAAGAAGUAUCUUAUGGUUUAAGCUAAAAUAUGUUGAAUCUACAAACUUCUACGUAGCUAAGUAAGUUAGUAUAACGUUACAUAAAGGAGGAACCAAACAAGACACAUACAUAAAAGGCAUCAUGGACAAGUCAUCAUACCGUUUGCUGCAGCUUCUGUCCUUGGCAUGUCUGGCCUAUAGGGCCACUUCUAGUUCUAUCACAACCUACGGAACAAUAAUCCCACAAUCUCCAAUAGUGGAAAUUGGGAAGGAAUUCACCGCUACCUGUGUACUCUAUGAAGCUGCUAAAGCCACAGUGGACGACAUCUACUGGACGUGUAAUGACUUCACAGUGCCCAAAGAGCAGUACACCAAGAUAAACGACUCGGCUGUUAGCGUAACCAUUCCCAUCACCAGCGAAACUGGAGGAUUUUUAAAAUGUCAAAAGAAGGAAUCUCCCUCAUUCUUAAACCAAAAUAAAACAAUCCAUGCGAUUAAAUUGACCAAGGGGUAUCCCCCUGAGAAGCCUGGGAAUUUGUCCUGCAUGGCUGUCCAGUCUGGCCAACAGAUCUCCUCCAAUGUGAUGUGCACAUGGCAGCCUGGGAUAAGAGACAAUAUGCUAGUAACCACAUACACCUUGUUUGGAAGUAUAACUACCAUAAACCAGACCCACAGCACAAAAGCUCAGAGAAGCAGUGGAUACGUCGACUUCGGCACCUUUCCAAGCUAUAUGGAACUGGAUAUAUGGGUAGAUGUGGAAAACAAGUUGGGGAAGGUUCGAUCGGACAUUCUGCUUAUAAUGGAUCCUAAUGAAAUGGUGAAAACGAAUCCCCCAUCAGAUGUCAAUAUUAUUUCAGAGAAUAACUUUUCCAGGACUCUCUUAGUGAGCUGGAAGCAACCUAUCCAUGAAACCAUUGUCAAACUGAAAUACAACGUCAGGUUCUGCACUGUGGGCUCUGGAAACUGGACUGAGGUGCCCCCAAAUGACACUGAAAGUAGCAAGGAGUCUUUCCGUCUCCAAUAUCUCAAGCCGGACACGAAGCACGUAGUGCAGGUCCGCUGCAUGCAUCACACUGGCUACGGCUACUGGAGUGACUGGAGUGCCAACACUACUGACAAGACCCCAAUGGACAAGCCUACAAGUAAGCCAGACCUAUGGAGAGUGGUCAUUCCCAGCCAAGGCAACAGUGGGCGGAGAGUGCAAGUGAUGUGUAAGGAUCCAGUGGAGUCCAAUGGAAGGAUUCAAGGCUACAACAUUAAGAUCCAAGAUGGAGCCUGGGAGUCUGUGCCGGUCAAUGGCUCUGAGCUGAACUCCAGGUCGCAGGAGAGGAAAAUGAUCCCCCUUUACCAGAUUCUACUGUCUGACAAGAGAAGAGGCUCCAUUGAAUUGAAGGCCUGGAAUUCUGUUGGCAUGUCUCCCCGAGCGUCUUUGGGCAUUCCUAAAUUGGCCCACGAGCCCCCUCCAGUGGCGUCGCUCAGUAGUUUUACCCAGGACGGGAGGUUGUGGGUGGAGUGGCAGCCCCCCAAUCUGGGGGCCACAGGGGUGACGGAGUAUGUCCUAGAGUGGGUUUCGGUCAGCGACGGCGCGAUGGACUGGCAGAGAGAACCUAGACACAACAGGAAGGCACCAAUUAAAGGUAACCUUCAGAAAUUCAAGCUCUACAAUAUAUCUGUGUAUCCCAUGUACUCUGGGUGGACUGGGAAGCCAUUGACCACCGCAACCUUUCUGGAACAAGGAGCUCCACUGGAGGGUCCCUCUGUGAAAUUGAGGAGGACAGGGAAGAACGACGCUGAGCUGGAAUGGAUGGCGAUUCCACUGGACAAACAGCGAGGCUUCAUCACUAACUACACCAUCUACAUCAAGGGAGGCAAGGAACGCUCAAUAGUUGUCUCCCCGGACACCUACUCUUACACAGUGGAUGGCAUGGCCAGCAACCGUAAGCAGGUGGUGCGGAUCAUGGCCUCUACAAUACAAGGCUCUACAAACGGCUCAGACCUGUCAUUCAAUACUCUGAAGUAUGCUCCCGGGCAGAUGGAAGCCAUUGUGGUGUCUGUGUGUAUCGGCUUCCUGUUUUUCAUAGUGCUGACUGUGUCCCUCUGCAUAUACAAAAUUGACUUGAUAAAGAAAAUCUGGCCACCAGUUCCAGAUCCUUCCAACAGCACUAUCGCUAACUGGUCACCUGAUUUCCCCUCCAAAGCUGACAGUCCCAAGGAGAGUGUGCUGGGCGACGUGAGCGUGGUGGAGGUGGACGUAUUCGACAGGAAGUCGCUGUGCGAAGAGGACAAGGCGGGCCUGCCACUCAAGAAGGACAAGUACCUGUCAGAGGAGCACAGCAGCGGCAUCGGCGGCUCCUCCUGCAUGUCGACGCCGCGCCAGAGCGUCUCAGACAGCGAGGACGGCGGUGACUCAGGCCAGACCACGACCAGCAUCGUUCAAUACUCAUCAGUGGUGGCCUCGAGCGGCUACAAGGGCCAGACCCCCUGCCCUCUGCCCCAGACCCCCUGCCCUCUGCCCCAGACCCCCCCGUCCGGCUCCUCCCAGUCCCAGACGCCCAGCUUCGCCCGCUCUGAGUCCACCCAACCCCUGCUGGAAAGUGAGGAGGGCCAGGAGGGGAGUGGGCAGACCCACCAGCGCUACCCGCGGAACCCCUACUUCAGGCGCUCACCUGGGGGUAGCGAAAGCAGAGACCCAGGGGACAGGAACCAGCUGGAGAUGGAGGAGCAGGAGUUGGCUUCGCUCCGGUUCUGCCCUCUGGAGGAGGGGGCACAGCAGACCACACCCACAGAUGAGAGCCAGUCCCCUGACGGACAGCCAGGCCCCGCCCCUAGCUACAUGCCUCAGCUGAGGGGCGACAGGCAACAGUGUUAGGAGAGGAGAACAAAUGGUGACUUUGUUUCAUUUGUGCCUUGGUUCAUUUCAGACAUUUAUUUCAAGCUUUCAAAUUAUGAAUUACGUCGGCAUAUUAUUUUUGAACUUACCCAAAUGGCAAUCAUGAACUUCAUACAGACAUCCUAACUUGCCUAAUUAAAUCUAUUUUUAAGUGGAUGACACGGUUUGGCUCCAAGCCUUAAGCUUGUAUGUCAAGGUUUUAUUGUUUUAACAUUCUAAGAAGCAAAUAGACCUCUUUUUCAAGUUAUCAUCAUAGUGUUAUACAUGUGAUUCUGAUUGAGAUGUUAUAUCCUAUAGUUAAGACUAGACGGGCAGUGUAUAACAUCUUAAUUCUCUUAGCAACCACCAUCGCAAUCAGUUCACGUGACAGACAGGAAUUUAUAGACACAGGUCAGGCAUUACUGAACGUCUGAUUCUCAUCCUUACACACAUAUGCUGUACAUGAACAUAAUCAACAGAUCUAGUCGGUCUCAAACAGCAACGUCCCAGAGCAGCUAGGCACCGAACAGGAGAGAACUGAGAGGAGCUACCUGGACCUGUCUAAUAAGAAAUGCUCAUUUUCGCUACAGUUGGCCCUAAUGAAGAUGUCUGUGCGUUCCCAGGAUGGUGGAUUGAAUGGUCAUCCUCUUCUCUCUUCAUACUAACUAGGACCAUGUCUAUGGACUUAAAUAAUGUCUCACAUUGAAUGGACAACAUUUCACUGUAAAUGCCUCUUCAGUAGCUAGUGAGCUUUGUACUGUUUAUCAUUUGUUGUGUUAGAAAAUAGUCUUGAAGUUGACGCUAAUCUCUACAAACUGGCCAAGUUGAAUUUACAGUGCAUUCGGAGAGUACCGACCCCUUGACUAUUUCCACACUUUGUUACGUUACAGCCUUAAUUUAAAA
Coregonus clupeaformis (lake whitefish) is the source of this 3918-nucleotide messenger RNA. Its product is annotated as interleukin-6 receptor subunit beta. Gene Ontology annotation, molecular function: cytokine receptor activity; protein binding. Gene Ontology annotation, cellular component: membrane; external side of plasma membrane. Gene Ontology annotation, biological process: cytokine-mediated signaling pathway. Lineage: Eukaryota; Metazoa; Chordata; Actinopteri; Salmoniformes; Salmonidae. Bases 289 to 3015 code for a protein of 908 amino acids. The transcript has 16 exons. The record is from RefSeq and is a predicted model, not a curated record.